This is a messenger RNA of Pantherophis guttatus, 1087 nucleotides long. RefSeq lists its product as uncharacterized. Lineage: Eukaryota; Metazoa; Chordata; Lepidosauria; Squamata; Colubridae. The record is from RefSeq and is a predicted model, not a curated record. Gene Ontology annotation, cellular component: intermediate filament. Gene Ontology annotation, molecular function: structural constituent of cytoskeleton.
CUGUGGGUGUUGCUCACUUCCACGAUCAGAUAAACAGAAACAUUUGCCUUGAGGUCAACAAACUUGAAAGGGAGCGCAAAAGAAAUAGUUUUAUUUUAUUUACGGUGACAUGAUUAUUGUGCCUCACAAUGGCGAUAUGACAGUUUGUGCUGAGUGAAGUCCUUUUUUUUCCCCCUUUUAAAUGCCGGAAAAGAAAAUUGUUGGAAGCCAAAUGAAGUUUUACGAGUCCCAACUUCCUGGGGACGCCAUCCGAAUCGUAUAAAAGCCCUCUCUGCUCUCUGCAGUGCCAUCAGCUUCUGGUUGACUCUCCUAUCUUCACUACUUCACUCCGAAGCAGACUCACUUCACAACUCACCACAAUGGCCUACUGUGGACCCGCUUGUGCUGUGCCUUCCUGUGCCUCUGCCCCAGUUGUUGGCUUUGGAUCAUGUGGUUCCAGAGGUCUUGGUUGGGGUCUGGGCUCCGGUCUGGGCUAUGGCUAUGGCUCUGGUUUGGGCUACGGCUACGGCUAUGGCUUGGGCUACGGCUACCACCCUGGUGGAUGGGCUGAAUCUUCUAGAAGCCUGGGAACCCUGGCCGGAGUCAUCCCUUCCUGCAUCAACCAGAUCCCAACAUCUGAGGUGACCAUCCAGCCUCCUUCUUCUGUGGUGACCAUCCCUGGUGCCAUCCUGUCCGCCAGCUGUGAACCCGUCGCUGUUGGAGGCAACACCCCAUGUGCCGUUGGUGGUUCUGGGCUGAGAGGCAGCUGGGGCUAUGGAGGUCUUGGCUUCAGGGGUUACGGAGGUCUUCUUGGGAAAAGGUACCCAUGGAACCGUAGAGGAAGCAUCUGUCUGAGCCGUCGUGGUAGCAUCUGCCUGUAAAUGGAUGACAUUGGCAUCGAAGACCCCCCUUUGAUACUACAACGGUUUUGGACUCACUCCUCUUGUUGGUUUCGCCCACCUUUGCUUUAAAAUGCUCAGGUUCCCACCCCCUUUGCAUAUAUAUAUAUAUAUAUGUUAUAUAUAAAACAUACCUUCACCAGCUCUUGCGUGUCUCUUAAUGUAGCUUCUCUCUGUUUUCCAAUAAAAUGAAAUGUGAAUCAUUUGAA